UUGCUUUUGGUUGGAUACUCUUGUGAACAACUUAUCAAUAAAGCGGUUGUGAUACUUUUCUGAUUUCAAGAUACGCUUGUGACGUUCUCAAAGGACCCUAGGGUCGAUCGAUUCUGAAAUCCGGUAUUGAACCACCCACGGAAGCCAUGUGCCGCUGAAGCUAUGUGCGAGUGCUGCUGCAAUUCGCUGGGGUUUUGCUGUACUUGCCUCUAUGGCAUCGGGCGCAGCAUUCCAUUGAUCUCGAUCCUAUCUUUCAUGCUUUUCCUCUUGGGGUAUUCUUUGGCAAUCCACGGCAGAACAAAGACCAACCAGCCCCUAGAGGCCAUUGGUGUGACAGACCUGACAGCACUGUUGCACGAUCUUGAAGUUGUCUUCUUUUUUGCUUUGGUCUUCAAUGGACUUGGCCUUGCAGCUUCCUUUUUGGCCAGUGGAAAGACACGAGAACUCCUUUUCCAAAAAGCGGACUACUGCUGCACCUCAUGCUUUCAAUUCAUACUUGGACGCUGCACUUUGGGAUUCAUCAUGACAGCCUGCUUGAUUAUUUUGGUGGUUGACAUUGUGAUGCUCAGCCUCGUUGCGAGUGCCUCAACGCUUGUCCUGGAAGUCUUGGGAGCAUGUUCCCAGGCUGAUUUGUUGAAGUCGCCGGUCUCUAUGACGCUUCAGCUGGUCACUGGUGUCACAUUACCACUGGAGCAGUUUGAUGCGAUUUGCAGGUCAGAUUUGGGUUCCGGGUUCAGCACCCUGAUUGCGGGCACCAUUCUCAUUGUCAUCGGACAAGUCCUCAUCAUGGUGACUUUAUCGUCCAACUACACAAAGAUCCUUUUGGAGCCCUAUUUGGCACCUCGAGAGAAAUGGUCAACAGACUAUGGAUCAGCAAGCGACGCAGCAGCAUAGUGGUGAGUUGCCCUUUUUUGAGCUACAAAGCACGACGCUGAAUCAAUCUUGGCUGG
Molecule: messenger RNA, 950 nt
Organism: Durusdinium trenchii
Lineage: Eukaryota; Dinophyceae; Suessiales; Symbiodiniaceae
Source: the annotation of a GenBank genome assembly